UUUCACAGACAUCAUUGGCUUCAGUAAUUUUCUCAUCAUUUUUUAUUACUGCAAAAAAUUUGACUUGACUGGGAUGGCCGAACGUAGCGACUAAAAACCUUAAUCCUCGCGGUCGCGGACAGGGCGGGCGGUCAACCCGACGACGUGCUCAACGGGGUCGAUGUUUUAGCGGAAGAUUUUCCCGACACUGCAGAUUCCACUGAACAAUCGGCGCAUUUCUGAUGAUUAAUCGCUAUGGAUCGAUUUUGGAGACUGUUUAAAGGAAAUCAAGCAAUCGAACGAAACGACGGUGAUGAUUUCGAAACCAGGUUUCUUCACUCCAGACAUUGGUAUCUCCAAACCAGAUGUUCGAGAUGGGGUUCUUUACCCCGGGGAUAUCGAAGAACAAAUUCUUGGGGAUAUGGUACACAAGCACGCCGGACGUGGUUGUUUGGGUUGCAAACAGAAACAAUCCCAUCAGAGAUCAAGAAGGGCUCCACUUGGCCAUAGUUGGAAAUGGAAGUCUUGCUAUAAGUCAUGCUCAGGGGAUUAUAUGGUCAACAAGUUCUUUUGGAUUGGUGUCCUUUCCAAUUUUACAGCUCUUGAAUACAGGAAACCUGGUUCUUGUGGAAAAGACAAAUGAGAGGUUUAUACAGUUGUGGCAGAGUUUUGAUUUUCCAACGGACAAUAUGUUGCCAGGACUGAAGAUCGUUUAUGAUCCUGAUGUUGGUAAGGAGAAGAAUUUGACAUCAUGGAGAAGUUUGGAUGAUCCUUCCCCUGGUGAUUUCUGUAUUAAGAUAACCAACCAGGGCUUGCCUGAUUUGGUACUUUUCAAGGGGUCACAGAGAGCAUAUCGAACUGGAGGAUGGAACGGGCAUUGUUUUAGUGGAGCACCACCGUUUCCCAAUCCAGUUUACAAACCGGAACUGGUUUUCGAAGAAGGAAAAUUGAUAACAAUGUCGAUAAUAUAUGAGACUUCAACUUCACAAAGACUGGCAAUGGAUAAUUCAGGUUCAGCCUAUCACUUCCUUCUGAAUUCUGGAAAAAAUAAGUGGAAUCCGACCUAUGUAGCUCCACAAGAUCCAUGUGAUGAAUAUGGGAAGUGUGGUCCUUUCGGGAUAUGCACAUUCGGGGUUUCAAUAAAAUGCAACUGUUUGAUGGGAUACACCCCAAAGUUUCCGAAAGAUUGGGACUUUCAAGAUUGGUCUGGCGGAUGCACUCGAGCAUCACAAUUAGACUGCCAGAUUGAAGAUGAUGAUUUUUUAGAGGUUACAGGAAUAAAGUAUCCUGAUACUUUACAGGUCUGGUUAAACAAGAGCAUGAGCCUUAGCGAGUGCAGAACGACGUGCUUAAGAGAUUGCAGUUGUGUAGCAUAUACAAAUCCAUACACAACUGAUGGAAGCACUGGCUGCUUGAUCUGGUAUGGAGAACUCAUUGAUGCCAGAUACCUUUCUACACCAAAUAACAAGCAAAAAAUCUACAUACGAGUGCAAAAAUCAGAAUUAGAUUCUCUCACUGCCAUACAGAAGGAGGUGAAAGAGAAGAGCAGGCCAAUCAUGUUAAUAUUUAUAGGAAUUGUUUCUGGGGCUAUUGUCUCAUCCUUUAUUAACGUGGGUAUACGAUAUAUGGCAAGACAAAUGAGGGAAGUAGAAAAGGCUGUAGAGGAUGUGGAAUUACCUUUAUAUAAGUUUUCAACGAUAAUGACGGCAACAAACAACUUCUCCACUGAUAAUAUUAUUGGAGAAGGUGGUUUCGGCCAUGUUUAUAAGGGCAAGUUAUCUUCUGAAGUAGAAGUAGCCAUCAAAAGAUUGUCAAGAAAUUCCGAGCAAGGUCUUGCAGAGUUCCAGAAUGAAGUUACCUUGAUUGUUAAACUUCAGCACCGAAACCUUGUUAGGCUUCUCGGCUGUUGCAUCGAAAAAGAUGAAAAGAUACUAAUUUACGAAUUGCUACCAAACAAGAGCUUGAAUACUUUUGUUUUUGAUCCAAAUCGAAAGACACAUUUGACAUGGCCUAAGCGGUUCGACAUUAUCAUGGGAAUUGCAAGGGGAUUGUUAUAUCUCCAUCAUGAUUCUAGAUUAAAAGUUAUACACCGUGAUCUCAAAACAAGCAACAUUUUGCUAGACGAAAAUUUAAAUCCAAAAAUUUCAGACUUUGGCAUGGCAAGGCCUUUCGAAGAAGAUGAAUCUACUGCAAGAACUAGAAAAGUUGCCGGCUCGUACGGCUAUAUGUCUCCAGAAUAUGCAGUUGCUGGAAAAUUCUCCGUGAAGUCCGACAUCUUUAGCCUUGGUGUUAUAUUGCUCGAGACAUUGAGUGGGAGAAAGAACCGCGGCCUUAGAAAUAGCCAUCAGUAUUACAGUCUUUUGGCAUACGCUUGGUUGCUGUGGAAAGACAACAAGACUUUGGAGCUGUUGGAUGAGUGCCUAAAGGACACAAUUAUCGAAUCUCAAGUGAAGCGAUGCAUACAAAUCGGGUUGCUAUGUGUUCAACGAAGCGCAGAAGAUAGACCCGACAUGAUAUCUGUGUACUCCAUGUUGGCUACUGACGAGGGACUGUUGCCUGAACCGAAGGAGCCCGGAUUUUUUGUUGAAGCGGGUUCGGACGUUGUGAGAAGUUACAACUCAACAAGUGGCGAUUGUGAGAAUGGAACUAUGAGCAUGACCGAUCUAGAGGCUAGAUGAAGAGGCCAUUGUUGUUAAGCUUUUCCGCAGGCCUGUAGAUAUAGUGUAGAUUUAGUGCAGUAUACAUGUUCGAACAUAUUUGGGGAUGGUUACUGUGCUGACUGAGGUAAAUCAUCGUAGUUAUGGUUACUGUGUUGAUUUGUUCCGGUCAGCGUACUUGUGUUAUAUAAAAACAAAGUGUAGUUUAUAUUUCUAGGUAUAUGAUAUAUGGUUGUACUUAGUCUUCCUCGUCAGGGAACCUACGACCAAUCGGUUAACAGCCGACUACUCUACCACAGAGCUAUCGAGGAACAACUGGAGAUUUGAUCUCAAAUAGAAUUCAAUUCCCGUUCUCAAAUCAUGACCAAUAUAA
Molecule: messenger RNA, 3009 nt
Organism: Andrographis paniculata
Lineage: Eukaryota; Viridiplantae; Streptophyta; Magnoliopsida; Lamiales; Acanthaceae
Product: G-type lectin S-receptor-like serine/threonine-protein kinase At4g27290
Exons: 8
Coding region: 345-2657 (770 amino acids)
Biological process (GO): recognition of pollen; protein phosphorylation
Molecular function (GO): ATP binding; protein serine/threonine kinase activity
Source: RefSeq, a predicted model, not a curated record